AUGCACCAUAAAAGAGAUAAAACAGGAAGAUUCCUAUUAAUAGAUAAAAAUAGUGGAAAUUAUGAAUCAUUAAUUGUUGAAGAAAUGAACAAUAUUUAUGAACGUGUGAAAAUGUUAGAUCCAAACCAAAAAGAAUUUUUACAAGCAUUUCAUGAAAUAUUGUUUUCUUUAAAGCCACUAUUUAUAGAAGAACCAAAGUAUUUGCCAAUUAUAGAAAUGCUGGCAGAACCUGAGAGAGUAGUACAAUUUCGAGUUUGUUGGUUAGAUGACAAUGGAAUACAAAGAAAAAAUCGUGCUUUUCGUGUACAAUUUAGUAGCUUAUUAGGACCUUACAAAGGUGGAUUACGUUUUCAUCCAUCAGUAAAUUUGUCUAUUGUAAAAUUUUUGGGUUUCGAGCAAAUAUUUAAAAAUUCUUUAACAGGCCUUUCUAUGGGUGGAGGAAAAGGUGGAUCUGAUUUUGAUCCAAAAGGAAAAUCAGAUAGUGAAAUUUUAAAAUUUUGUCAAAGUUUUAUGAAUGAAUUAUAUAGACAUAUUGGCCCUCAUACAGAUGUACCUGCUGGAGAUAUUGGUGUAGGGGGAAAAGAAAUUGGUUAUUUAUUUGGUCAAUAUAAAAAAAUUGUAGGUAAUUUUAAUGGAACAUUAACAGGAAAAAAUGUUAAAUGGGGAGGAUCACACUUAAGAGUGGAGGCUACGGGUUACGGUUUAGUUUAUUUUGUUCUAGAAGUUUUAAAAUCAUUAAAUGUUCCUAUAAGUAAUAAAACAGCUGUUAUCAGUGGUAGUGGUAACGUAGCUUUAUAUUGUUUAGAAAAACUAUUACAAUUAAAUGUCAAAGUUUUAACUUUAAGUGAUAGUAAUGGUUAUAUAUAUGAACCAAAUGGAUUUAAUAAGGAAAAUUUGAAAUUUCUCAUAGAAUUAAAAGAAGAAAGAAAAGGAAGAAUUAAAGAAUAUUUAGGUCAUUCUUCAACAGCAAAAUAUUUUCCAAAUGAAAAACCAUGGGGAAUACCAUGCACACUGGCUUUCCCUUGUGCAACUGAAAAUGAAAUAGACCUUAGUGACGCAAAAACAUUACAUAAAAAUGGAUGUAUUUUAGUAGGUGAAGGUGCUAAUAUGCCAUCAACAAUUGAAGCCAUUGAUUAUUUUAAAAAGAACAAUAUUAUUUUAUGCCCUGCAAAAGCCGCAAAUGCAGGAGGAGUUGCAAUUAGUGGUCUUGAAAUAAGUCAAAAUUCUCAAUGUUCUCAAUGGACAAGAGAAACAGUUGAUGAAAAAUUAAAAGAAAUUAUGAGAAAUAUAUUUAUAUCAUCUUCUGAAAAUGCCUUAAAAUAUACUAAUAAUAAAUAUGAUUUACAAACAGGUGCUAAUAUAGCUGGGUUUUUAAAAGUUGCUGAAUCUUAUAUAGAACAAGGUUGUUUUUAA
Molecule: messenger RNA, 1413 nt
Organism: Plasmodium gallinaceum
Lineage: Eukaryota; Apicomplexa; Aconoidasida; Haemosporida; Plasmodiidae
Gene: GDH1
Product: NADP-specific glutamate dehydrogenase, putative
Exons: 1
Coding region: 1-1413 (470 amino acids)
Cellular component (GO): cytosol
Molecular function (GO): L-glutamate dehydrogenase (NADP+) activity
Source: RefSeq, a predicted model, not a curated record